Messenger RNA from Cheilinus undulatus (humphead wrasse), 1098 nucleotides. Its product is annotated as apolipoprotein A-I-like. The transcript has 3 exons. NCBI's taxonomy places the organism in Eukaryota, Metazoa, Chordata, Actinopteri, Labriformes, Labridae. The record is from RefSeq and is a predicted model, not a curated record. Gene Ontology annotation, cellular component: high-density lipoprotein particle; chylomicron; blood microparticle. Gene Ontology annotation, molecular function: phospholipid binding; cholesterol binding; phosphatidylcholine-sterol O-acyltransferase activator activity. Bases 116 to 880 code for a protein of 254 amino acids. Gene Ontology annotation, biological process: lipoprotein metabolic process; positive regulation of lipid biosynthetic process; cholesterol biosynthetic process.
CAGCAACCGCACCUGGACUUUGCAAUGUUUGUUGUCUGACCAGCUCCAGUAUAUAAGCCACAGAAUAUCAGUACCCAAGCACAAGCGCUUGCAGAGAUACACCCAGCGGACAGCCAUGAAGGUCCUCGUUGUGCUCGCACUUGCCGUUUUAACAGGCUGUAAUGCCAACCUCCUCUAUGCUGAUGAACCUAAACCUCAGCUGGAAGCCCUGACUGAUGCAUUCUGGGACUAUGUUGCCAAGGCUACCAAGUCAGCCGACGACACCCUGCAGAUGAUCAAGUCGUCUCAGUUUGGACAGGAUGUGACCGCUCGUCUCACAGACAGUGCUGAUGCAGCCACACUGUACACUCAAAGAGUCCAUGAACAGCUCCCCCCUGCAGCCCAGGAAAUGAUCAGCACAGUCACCAUGGAGACCUACGCCCUGAAAACACGUUUGGAGGAAGAGAUGGCCACUGCCAAGGCAAAGCUUGACCCCAUAACUGAGGACAUGAAGACCAAGAUUCAGCAGCAAGUAGAGCAGCUCAAACAGGAGUUGGCCCCUCUUGCUGACAUGGAUCCUGAGACGCUGAGGGCCACCCUGAUUCAGAAGACAGAUGAGCUGAAGGCCAGCCUGGAGGCAAGCGUUUUGGACCUGCGGGCUCAGCUUAACCCCUACAGCGAAGACAUGAGGCAGAAGGUGGACCAGCACCUGCAGGACUUCAAGGAGAGGGUGGUGCCUGUGACCGAGAGGGUGCACAGUGAGGUGACUCAGAGAGUCCAGCAGGCGAGAGAUAUGGCUAUUCCCUACGUUGAGGAGAUAAGGGAAAAACUGGACCCUCUGGCCAAGGAUGUCCAGGAUCGUCUCACCGCCCUGUAUGAGUCCUUCACCCAAACCAACUAAGUCAGAGAGAGAAACUUCCCCAAAUGAAGCUGCAUCCGAUCCAAUCUAAGGCCCAUCCAUGUUUGUUUGAUGACACCAGCUCUUCUGGUUUAAAAGUUGCACAUUUUGAUGUAUCCAAAGUAUAAAAAGCUAACAACAUAAAAUAAGUGUUAAUCUGCCACCAUAAAAAGUGUUCUCUUUCUAUAUUUCUGAAAAAAAUAAAAUCACCAAAAACCUAA